AUGUUCAAUGAACGGCUUACUAAAUCGUUACUGCUGGUGGUCUCCUUUGCCUCGCUACUUUAUUUCGGAAUUUACUUCAUAGACGGAUGUAGCUUCUACUAUGAUCACCAGUACAGUAUAUGGACAUUUGGCGUGGAGCCAUGCAGCGAGAAGAUAUCGUUCUAUUUCGAUAUGUGCUACAAUGCCAGUCUUUUUGUAAUAAUUGCCGGCAUCGAUACGGUGGUAUUCAUGCGCUUGAGAGCACUGACCAAGAAAAUGAAGAGAGUCACUGCAGCCGAUCCAGAAGCACAAAAAAAACUGCUGCUUGAGAGGGACGCUCGGCUAUUCCUCCAGGUUCUUGUACGAAGAUACGGCGAAGAGAAAGUGGCUUUGGGUGUGGCAAAGUGGCUUCGGGUGUGGGUACAGCUCGGUUAG
Cooperia oncophora is the source of this 414-nucleotide messenger RNA. Lineage: Eukaryota; Metazoa; Nematoda; Chromadorea; Rhabditida; Trichostrongylidae. The record is from the annotation of a GenBank genome assembly.